AUAUUGUUGUUUACCUCAUUUUAUAAGGUUUUGAAACUUUUGAUUUCUUUCUUUUUCUAGCAUAUUUCCUUUAAAAGAUGGAAUUCGAUGAGAAUAUAAGUAAACUUUUGCUUAGUGACACUCAAUAUAUUAAAGAAUAUAUUGAACAAAAUUCACAUAAAAUAAAUCAACAAAAUAGAGAUGGUGACACACUACUACAUCUGGCCUGUGCUCUCGGACACACAGAAAUUGCUGAACAUCUGUUGCAGCAGCCUGACAUUGAUGUAAAUGCUCCGAAUAACGAUCUGUACACACCACUACACCUGGCCUAUGUCAAGGGACACGAAGAGACAGCUAAACAUCUACUGCAGCACUCUGAUAUUGAUGUAAAUGCUAAGGAUAGCGAUCAGUGCACACCACUACACCCGGCCUGUGACAAGGGAUACACGGAGACAGUUAAACAUCUACUGCAGCAGUUUGUUAUUAAUGUAAAUGCUAAGGAUAGCGAUCAGAACACACCACUACACCUGGCCUGUGUCAAGGGACACACGGAGACAGUUAAACAUCUACUGCAGCAGAUUGAUAUUAAUGUAAAUGCUAAGGAUAACAAUCAGUACACACCACUACACUGGGCCUGUGUCGAGGGAUACACGGAGACAGUUAAACAUCUACUGCAGCACUCUGAUAUUGAUGUAAAUGCCAAGGAUAGCGGUCAGUACUCACCACUACACCGGGCCUGUGUCACGGGACACACAGAAACAGUUAAACAUCUACUGAAGCACUCUGCUAUUGAUGUAAAUGCUAAGGAUAGAAAUCAGUACACACCACUACACAGGGCCUCUGUCGAGGGACACACGGAGACAGUUAAACAUCUACUGCAGCAGUUUGUUAUUAAUGUAAAUGCUAAGGAUAGCGAUCAGAACACACCACUACACCUGGCCUGUGUCAAGGGAUACACGGAGACAGUUAAACAUCUACUGCAGCACCCUGAUAUUGAUGUAAAUGCUAAGGAUAGCGAUCAGAACACACCACUACACCUGACCUGUGUCAAGGGACACACAGAAACAGCUCAACAUCUACUGCAGCACCAUGCUAUUGAUGUAAAUGCUAAGGAUAGAUGUCAGAACACACCCCUUCACUUGGCUUGUUGGGAUCGACGCACGGAGACAGUUAAACAUCUACUGCAGCACUCUGAUAUUGAUGUAAAUGCUAAGGAUAACAAUCAGUACACACCACUACACCGGGCCUCUGUCGAGGGACACACGGAGACAGUUAAACAUCUACUGCAGCACACUGAUAUUGAUGUAAAGGCUAGGGAUGACUAUGGGGCCACACCACUACACUGGGCCUGUGUCGAGGGAUACACGGAGACAGUUAAACAUCUACUGCAGCACUCUGAUAUUGAGGUAAAUUCUAAAGAUAGCAAUCAGUACACACCACUACACUGGGCCUGUGUCGAGGGAUACACGGAGACAGUUAAACAUCUAUUGCAGCAUUCUGAUAUUGAUGUAAAUGCUAAGGACAACUAUUGGGUCACACCCCUACACUGGGCUUGCCUCAGGGGACACACGGAGACAGUUAAACAUCUACUGCAGCACUCUGAUAUUAAUGUGAAUGCUAAGAAGAACGAUAAGUACACACCACUACACCUGGCUUGGGACGAGGGAUACACGGAGACAGUUAAACAUCUACUGCAGCACUCUGAUAUUAAUGUAAAUGCUAUGGCGACCAAUAGGAUCACAGCCCUACACUGGGCUUGUCUCAGGGGACACACGGAGACAGUUAAGCAUCUACUGCAGCAUUCUGAUAUUGAUGUAAAUGCUAAGGAUAGCAAUCAGGACACACCACUACACCGGGCAAGGGGCAUGGGACACACGGAGAUAGUUAAUCUCUUACUGCAUCACUCUGAUAAUGAAGUAAAUGUUGAGGAUUGUGAUCAGUGCACAGAACUACAAUGGGCCUGUGGCAUGGGAUACACGGAUACAGUUAAACAUCUACUGCAGCACUCUGAUAUUGAUGUAAAUGCUAAGGACAAUAAACAGUACACACCACUACACCGGGCCUGUGUCAAGGGACACACGGAGACAGUUAAACAUCUACUGCAGCACUCUGAUAUUAAUGUAAAUGCUAAGGAUAUAGAUCAGUGCACACCACUCCACCAGGCCUGUGACAAGGGACACACAGAUACAGUUAAGCAUCUACUGCAGCACUCUGAUAUUGACGUAAAUGCUGUGAAUAAAAAAGGGCACACACCACUCCACCAGGCCUGUGCCGAGGGACACACGGAGACAGUUAAGCAUCUACUGCAGCACUCUGAUAUUGACGUAAAUGCUGUGAAUAAAAAAGGGCACACACCACUCCACCAGGCCUGUGCCGAGGGACACACGGAGACAGUUAAGCAUCUACUGCAGCUCUCUGCUAUUGAUGUAAAUGCUGUGAAUAAAAAAGGGCACACACCACUCCACCAGGCCUGUGCCGAGGGACUCACGGAGACAGUUAAGCAUCUACUGCAGCACUCUGCUAUUGAUGUAAAUGCUAAGGAUAGCAAUCAGACACCACUCCACCAGGCCUGUAACAAGGGACACACAGAUACAGUUAAGCAUUUACUGAAGCACCCUGCUAUUGAUGUAAACACUGAGGCUACCAAUGGGUACACACCACUCCACCAGGCCUGGGACAAGGGACACACGGAUACAGUUAAUCUCUUACUGCAGCAUCCGAGCAUUGAUUACUAUAAAAGAGAUAAAUCUGGUAACACACUACUCCAUCAGGCAGUUCUAAGACAAAGCUAUGAUGUAGUCACGUUGAUGCUAUCCCAGGAUUCAGUGAAAUUGAACAUAACAAACUGGGAUGGUAUAACACCAUUUCUUCAAGCUGUCUCUUGCGGCAACUUCAGAAUAAUGCAGGAAUUCAUUUCUAAAGGAGCAGACGUAAAUGUGGUCGAUAAUAUCGGAAACAAUUGUCUUCACCUUGCGGUGAGGAAAAAGGAGUUCCAUUCUGAGGAUGAAUCCUUAACUGUCUUGGAUAAGUACUACAAAAAGCUCCAGCUUAGCAAAGGAGGCAAGCUUUCAAGCCUAGCAGUGGCUUGUUUUCUGGCCGACAAUGGAGCCAACUUUUACCACAGAAACGUAUGGAAUGUGAUGCCGCUGGAUCUUAUCAACGAUACAAAUUUAAAGGAAAAAAUUAAAGCACUUUUCCCACCACCAUUAUGUCUGCUGUGUAAAUCUAGUGAAGCUACAGUGACGUUUCAACCAUGUGAGCACACUGUUACAUGUAAAGAUUGCUGUUCAGAAAUGAGCCUAAAAAUUGUCCCAAGUGUCAACAAGUUAUAGUUGACAAACGUGGAUUCGAGUACAUAAAA
Molecule: messenger RNA, 3340 nt
Organism: Octopus sinensis (East Asian common octopus)
Lineage: Eukaryota; Metazoa; Mollusca; Cephalopoda; Octopoda; Octopodidae
Product: serine/threonine-protein phosphatase 6 regulatory ankyrin repeat subunit B-like
Molecular function (GO): protein binding
Source: RefSeq, a predicted model, not a curated record